GUUAUAAAAGCUUCUCAUUUGUAACUUAUGAAUGCCCAGUUCCUUCCAUCACAAUGUUCCGUUAUCGUUUCCUCUCCAUAACUUUGGUUUCGAAAUCGAUUCCGACCCAUUUAGCGCAAAAUGGGGCAAGCGCAGGGAACCCUUAUCUCUGCAACCAUGGUUGCCAUUCUCAUCUGAAUAAUGACACCAUCAAGAACUUCAGCCUUUUAGUUCAAACCAAGUUGAAAGCAAGUAACAAAUUAUCUGCCAGCAUGUUCCUUUUCUCUAAAGGCUAUCCCCUGCUGUUCUAUUCUUCGCAUUCCAAUUACGCAACACUGAGAUCCGUGGGAAGAAGAAAAUAUAAGAAGUCGAAAACAGUUAGCAAACCAACCCUUAACGAAGCUCAGUUUCAUCAGUCAGUAUCCCAACUCCCACCAAGAUUCACCCCAGAAGACCUCUCCAAUGUCAUAACCCUCCAGGAAGAUCCUCUGGUCUGUCUUGAGCUCUUCAAUUGGGCUUCACAUCAACCCAGGUUUAGACAUGAAGUCUCGACAUACCACAUCACAAUCAAAAAGCUUGGCUCUGCUAAAUUGUACCAAGAGAUGGAUGAUGUUGUUAAUCAAGUUCUUGCUAUUUCUGAUAUUGGGUCCGAAGCUCUUUUUAAUACAAUGAUAUACUUCUUCACAGAAGCUCGGAAAUUGUCGAGAGCCGUUAGUAUAUACAAGCAUAUGAGGAAGAGCAGAGAUCUUGGUUGCAGGCCUUCUAUUAUCACAUACAACCUGCUUUUUACUGCUCUUUUGGGUAGGGGGAAGAAUUCUUAUAUAAAUCAUGUCUACAUGGACACUAUAAGAAGCCUUUUCAGGCAAAUGGUCAAUGAUGGGAUUGAACCUGACAUCUUCUCUUUGAAUGCGAUGAUCAAAGGCUAUGUCAAUUCCCUUCAUGUCAAUGAUGCUCUUAGAAUAUUCCAUCAAAUGGGUACGGUAUAUAAAUUCAUUCCUAAUUCGCAUUCCUAUGAUUAUCUGAUCCAUGGGCUUUGUGCACAAGGCCGGACAAUCAAUGCUAAAGAGUUGUACAGCGAAAUGAAGAACAAGGGGUUCACUCCAAGCAGUAAGGCAUACAACUCCCUUGUGAAUUGUCUGGCUAUUGGUGGCGAGGUUGAGGAGGCUGUAAGGAUUGUGUGGGAGAUGGUUGAGAGGCAAAAGUCAGCAGAUUUCAUAACGUACCGGACGAUCUUGGUUGAGAUAUGCAGGCAGGGAAGGGUUGCAGAAGCCAUGAGGUUGUUGAAGGAGUGGCAAGAGAAGGAUAUUAUGGAUGGCUACACUUAUAGGAAGCUUCUACAUGGGCUCGAAGAUGAAUUUGAAAAUCGAAAUGACUGAAAGCAUCUGAUGACAAGAAGACGCUCAAGAGUUUCUAAGUUUCGUCAUGGAUCAAAUGCAUGAUGAAUUACUCAAGCUUGAAGGUGUUUCAAACAUAAAUGAUGGUAAAUCAUCAUUGAUUUCAUUUACAGAAGAUGAUGACUGGGAGAC
Telopea speciosissima is the source of this 1505-nucleotide messenger RNA. Its product is annotated as pentatricopeptide repeat-containing protein At2g27800, mitochondrial-like. The record is from RefSeq and is a predicted model, not a curated record. Gene Ontology annotation, molecular function: protein binding. The transcript is spliced from 2 exons. The coding region runs from base 54 to 1355 and encodes 433 amino acids. NCBI's taxonomy places the organism in Eukaryota, Viridiplantae, Streptophyta, Magnoliopsida, Proteales, Proteaceae.